Rhincodon typus (whale shark) is the source of this 1888-nucleotide messenger RNA. It is a transcript of the gene dnm1l, whose product is annotated as dynamin 1-like. Gene Ontology annotation, molecular function: microtubule binding; GTPase activity; GTP binding. NCBI's taxonomy places the organism in Eukaryota, Metazoa, Chordata, Chondrichthyes, Orectolobiformes, Rhincodontidae. Gene Ontology annotation, cellular component: membrane; cytoplasm; mitochondrion. The annotation marks the transcript as partial. The transcript has 15 exons. Gene Ontology annotation, biological process: mitochondrial fission; mitochondrial fragmentation involved in apoptotic process. The record is from RefSeq and is a predicted model, not a curated record.
GAAGAAACCAAUCCAUUACAAUGUCAAUGCCUUAACUAUUUUAAUAAUUAUCCCUUUACAGAUCUACACUGACUUUGAUGAAAUUAGGCAAGAAAUAGAAAAUGAGACAGAAAGAGUUUCCGGUGGCAAUAAGGGUAUUAGUGUUGAACCAAUUCACCUCAGGAUCUUCUCACCACAUGUGGUUAAUCUGACACUUGUCGAUCUUCCCGGAAUGACAAAGGUACCUGUGGGUGACCAACCCCGAGACAUAGAAGUGCAGAUAAAAGACCUGAUACUACGAUACAUCAGCAACCCAAACUCAAUCAUCUUAUCUGUCACUGCUGCCAAUACUGACAUGGCAACCUCAGAGUCACUUAAAAUUGCCAGGGAGGCAGAUCCAGAAGGACGGCGAACGCUUGCUGUUAUCACAAAACUGGAUCUUAUGGAUGCUGGCACUGAUGCUAUGGACGUGCUUAUGGGAAGAGUUAUUCCAGUUAAAUUGGGUAUCAUUGGAAUUGUCAGCAGGAGUCAGCUAGACAUCAACAAUAAGAAAACUGUGGCAGAUGCUUUAAAAGAUGAGCACGCUUUUCUCCAAAAGAAAUACCCUUCUCUUGCUAACAGAAAUGGAACUAAGUAUUUGGCCAAAACUUUGAAUAGAUUGCUAAUGCACCAUAUCCGAGAUUGCUUGCCAGAACUUAAGACCAGGAUAAAUGUCCUGGCUGCUCAGUAUCAGUCUUUACUGAAUAGCUAUGGUGAACCAGUGGGGGACAAAAGUGCAACAUUGCUGCAGCUCAUCACCAAGUUUGCGGCCGAGUAUUGCCACACAAUUGAGGGAACAGCAAAAUACAUUGAAACUUCAGAACUUUGCGGCGGAGCAAGAAUAUGCUACAUUUUUCAUGAAACAUUCGGACGUACUUUAGAAUCUGUAGAUGCAUUGGGUGGUCUCAACACUAUUGACAUUCUCACUGCUAUUAGAAAUGCCACUGGUCCACGUCCAGCACUUUUUGUUCCUGAAAUCUCUUUUGAGUUGUUAGUGAAACGACAGAUCAAACGCCUGGAGGAGCCCAGCUUAAGAUGUGUUGAAUUGGUCCAUGAGGAAAUGCAGAGGAUUAUACAGCACUGCAGCACAUACAGUACACAGGAAUUGCUCCGAUUUCCAAAACUUCAUGAUGCCAUAGUCGAGGUUGUGACAUCGUUGUUGCGUAGGAGAUUACCUGUUACUAAUGAUAUGGUCCACAAUCUGGUAGCCAUUGAACUUGCGUACAUCAAUACAAAACACCCUGAUUUUGCAGAUGCCUGUGGUGUUUUGAACAGUAACAUAGAGGAGCAAAGGCGUAAUCGCUUAGCAAGGGAGCUAGGCUCUGGUCUGCCUCGAGACAAGUCUUCUAAAGCUCCCAGUACUGUGUCUGCCCCUCCCCAGGAGACUUCUACUAUUGCUUCUGCUGAGUUUGAGGGAAAGGUUUCAGGGAAAGAAGUUCAAAUACAGAAUGGAAAUCCAGAUGGUGUAACAACUGGAAAUUGGAGAGGAAUGUUGAAAACAUCCACUGCAAAGCCAGAAGAAGGACCAUCUGAAGAAAAACCUAAGCAUCCUGCUCCUGGGAGUCCACAUAGGGGACCAUCAGUAAACUUCCUUGAUGUGCGUGUUCCUGUCUCACGUAAACUUUCAGCACGGGAGCAACGAGAUUGUGAAGUCAUUGAACGACUCAUCAAAUCCUACUUUCUGAUUGUGAGAAAAAACAUCCAGGACAGUGUGCCAAAGGCUGUGAUGAAUUUCCUAGUCAAUUAUGUGAAGGAUAAUCUCCAAAGUGAAUUGGUUGGUCAACUGUACAAAUCAAUGCUGCUGGAAGAUCUUCUUACAGAAUCAGAGGACAUGGCCCAGCGCAGGAAGGAGGCUGCAGACAUGCUAAAG